GCUUCCUCUUCUCCCAAGAUGGCGGCGGUGGGGGGCGGUGGAGUGAACCCCUUCCUCAGUGACUCCGAGGAGUCAGACCCGGAGGAGACCAGGCCGGGCGGCAGUAGCAGCAGCGACCCCGGUGGCUCGGCCCCUCGGCUCCCGGCCCCUUCCUCCACCUCGGCUUCGCCACCUCUUCAGCAGCAACAGCCGCCCCCGCUGCUGUCGCCCCCGCCGCCGCCGCCUCUGCAGGCCGAGGAGCCGCCCCGGGUGCCCGUGGACGCUUUGGCGGCUCAGCUGCUGCGAGACCAGUUCGUGCUGACGGCGCUGGAGCUGCACACGGAGCUGCUGGAGAGCGGCCGGGAGCUGCCCCGCCUGCGCGACUAUUUCUCCAACCCGGGCAACUUCGAACGGCAGAGCGGAGGCGGCGCCGGAACCCCAGCCCCGACCCCGCCCGCCUCUGCAGCCCCUGGGAUGCUGGCGGUGGCUGGAGCGGGGAAGGAGCCUGGCACCGGACAGCUCCAUCGAGCUGGAAGCAUUAGCACGCUUGAUUCCUUGGACUUUGCAAGAUACUCAGAUGAUGGAAACAGGGAGACAGAUGAGCGGGUGGCUGUCCUGGAGUUUGAACUACGGAAAGCAAAAGAGACCAUUCAGGCCCUCCGAGCCAACCUGACUCAGGCUGCAGAAAAUGAAGUUCCUUUGCAGGAACGGAGAAAUUACAAAUCAAGUCCUGAAAUUCAGGAACCAAUUAAACCUCUUGAAAAAAGAGCUCUAAACUUCUUAGUUAACGAAUUUUUGUUAAAGAAUGGUUACAAGCUUACUUCAAUAACUUUUUCAGAUGAAAAUGAUGAUCAGGAUUUUGAGCUGUGGGAUGAUGUUGGACUGAACAUUCCAAAGCCUCCAGACUUGCUGCAACUCUACCGUGACUUUGGGAACCACCAAGUAACUGCAAAAGAUGUUGUGGACAUAGCAGUUGGCACAGAAGAAGAUGAAUUAGAGGCAACCACUCCUAUCCUGGAGAGCAUUCCUGUAUUUGGAACCCCAGAAUCAAUAGAGCAAUGUGUAAUGGUGCAGAAAUUGGAAGAUCAUAUUAAUGCGUUAAGCACUGAAAAAUGGUCUCUGCUAGAACAAAUACGAAGACUUGAAAGUGAAUUGGACUACUCAAGAAGUGAAAAAACUCUGAUUCCAGUGAUAUGCGAUUCAGUUCAUUCAUCUUUAGAUCAAGUGCCUCUCACUGUCCCAGAUGAUAAUGGGAGAUAUUUAGAUAUGAAGAGUUCAGCUAAUGAUGAUAAACAUGGAGAAACUGAAGAGAGAAGGAUUUUCACAGAACCUGAAUCAAGGACUUCUAAGGAGGGCACUGUAAUUUCACUCCCUUGUAAAGAGAGAGAGAAACUUCCAUCUUGUUCCCCAUCAAAUAAAGCAGCCAUACACUUUGAUAAACCCAAUAGGAAGUUAUCGCCUGCAUUCCAUCAAGCAUUGCUGUCUUUCUGUCAAAUGUCAGCAGAGAGCCGUUUGGGAUCAGAGGUUUCUCGAAUUGCUGAUAGUGAAAAAAGUGUCAUGCUAAUGCUCGGACGUUGUUUGCCACAUAUCGUCCCUAAUGUCCUGCUUGCAAAGCGAGAGGAAUUGAUACCACUCAUACUGUGUACAGCUUGCCUCCAUCCUGAACCCAAAGAGAGAGAUCAACUCUUACACAUACUGUUCAACUUGAUCAAAAGGCCAGAUGAUGAGCAAAGGCAAAUGAUUCUGACUGGGUGUGUAGCAUUUGCUCGGCACGUUGGACCAACACGUGUAGAAGCUGAACUCUUGCCACAGUGUUGGGAGCAGAUCAAUCACAAAUAUCCAGAGAGACGACUGUUAGUGGCAGAGUCCUGUGGAGCGUUAGCACCUUAUCUUCCUAAGGAGAUCCGUAGUUCGUUAGUACUUUCUAUGCUACAGCAAAUGCUGAUGGAAGAUAAGGCUGAUUUGGUACGAGAAGCUGUGAUUAAAAGCCUUGGAAUCAUCAUGGGGUACAUCGAUGAUCCAGACAAAUAUCAACAGGGUUUUGAACUACUACUUUCAGCUUUGGGUGAUCCCUCGGAACGAGUAGUUGGUGCAACUCAUCAGGUGUUCUUACCUGCCUAUGCUGCCUGGACUACAGAAUUGGGAAAUUUGCAGUCACAUCUAAUACCUACAUUGCUUAGUAAAAUUGAAAAACUACUCAGGGAAGGUGAACAUGGACUGGAUGAACAUAAGCUCCAUAUGUACCUUUCGGCUUUACAGUCCUUGAUUCCUUCACUUUUUUCACUCGUGCUGCAGAAUGCACCUUUCACAAGCAAAGCUAAGCUUCAGGGUGAAAUCCCACAGAUAGAAGUGACAAGGUUCCCAAGGCCUGUAUCACCUCUUCAAGAUGUGGCCACUAUAAUCGGAAGCCGUGAACAACUGGCUGUGCUGUUGCAGCUUUAUGAUUACCAGCUGGAACAUGAGGGUACCACAGGCUGGGAUACUUUGCUGUGGGUUGUCAAUCAACUGUUGCCACAGCUUAUAGAAAUAGUUGGCAAAAUUAAUGUAGCCUCGACAGCCUGUGUACAUGAAUUCUCAAGAUUUUUCUGGCGACUUUGCAGAACAUUUGGGAAAAUCUUCACGAAUACAAAGGUAAAACCACAGUUCCAGGAAAUCUUAAGGCUCUCAGAGGAGAACAUUGAUGCUACAGCAGGGAAUGGAGUGCUAACAAAAGCCACAGUUCCUAUCUAUGCAACAGGUGUACUUACUUGCUAUAUCCAGGAAGAAGACCGGAAGCUGCUAGUUGGAUUUUUAGAAGAUGUAAUGACGAUGCUUUCGUUAUCCCAUGCUCCCCUUGAUAGCCUGAAAGCAUCUUUUGUGGAACUGGGUGCAAAUCCAGCAUACCACGAGUUGCUGCUAACUGUAUUAUGGUAUGGGGUUGUCCAUACUUCAGCACUUGUUCGGUGUACAGCUGCUAGAAUGUUUGAGCUGUUGGUGAAGGGGGUACAUGAAACUCUGGUAGCUCAGAGAGUUGUUCCUGCUCUCAUUACUCUCUCCAGUGACCCUGAAAUCUCUGUAAGAAUAGCCACAAUCCCUGCUUUUGGUACCAUCAUGGAAACAGUCACUCAGCGAGAGCUGUUGGAAAGAGUUAAAAUGCAGUUGGCCUCUUUUCUGGAAGAUCCCCAAUACCAAGAUCAACACUCUUUACACACAGAAAUCAUAAAAACAUUUGGAAGAGUUGGGCCAAAUGCUGAGCCAAGAUUUAGAGAUGAAUUUGUUAUUCCACAUUUGCAUAAGCUCGCCUUGGUUAAUAACCAACAGUCUGCAGAUUCAAAAAGAUUGGACAUUGCUACUCAUCUCUUUGAAGCCUAUAGUGCACUCUCCUGUUGUUUUAUUUCUGAGGAUUUAAUGGUCAAUCACUUUUUACCUGGACUCAGGUGUUUACGAAAUGACAUGGAAACACUCUCACCAGAACAUGAGGUUAUUUUAAGCUCCAUGAUAAAGGAGUGUGAACAGAAAGUGGAAAAUAGGAGCGUCCAAGAACCACAAGGCUCUAUGUCAAUUGCGGCGAGUCUUGUGAGUGAAGACACAAAGACCAAGUUUUUGAAUAAAAUGGGCCAGCUGACCACUUCAGGUGCCAUGUUGGCUAACGUAUUCCAGAGGAAGAAAUAAAUUGAAAAAGGAAGUCCUUGUAAACACUGAGAGACCUCAUUAAGACUCGUUCCGUGUACUUGAAGUACUUGCCUUUUUAUUUCCCAUUUAUGUUCUUGUAGUAUAAUUUUACUCUAACCUACAAAGAUAUUUGCACUGCUCUUGAAUAUUGCUACAUAUAUGUUAAUUUUGGGUUAAAUGUGGUUGAUUAUAAAACUAAAUUAAGUCUGUAUCAAGUCCCUGUCCUGUGUUCUUGUCUUUCCAACAUAAUUGUUUUAUAUAUAUAAUGAAGAUUUUUUUUUAUUUCCUGACGGGUUCUCAGCUGAUAUCUGUAUUAUACAUGGAGCUGUUAUGAUGGUACUUAAAAUAAUGUAAAUUUAAAGUCACGGUCAUGAAGUAAUUAAAGUGGAGAUUACUUAUGUAUUUAAGUUAUAA
This is a messenger RNA of Elgaria multicarinata webbii, 4044 nucleotides long. It is a transcript of the gene RELCH, whose product is annotated as RAB11 binding and LisH domain, coiled-coil and HEAT repeat containing. Gene Ontology annotation, cellular component: trans-Golgi network; recycling endosome. Lineage: Eukaryota; Metazoa; Chordata; Lepidosauria; Squamata; Anguidae. The record is from RefSeq and is a predicted model, not a curated record. Gene Ontology annotation, biological process: intracellular cholesterol transport. The transcript is spliced from 29 exons. Gene Ontology annotation, molecular function: protein binding. Bases 19 to 3630 code for a protein of 1203 amino acids.